Messenger RNA from Pestalotiopsis fici W106-1, 3654 nucleotides. RefSeq lists its product as uncharacterized. The record is from RefSeq and is a predicted model, not a curated record. The transcript is spliced from 2 exons. Gene Ontology annotation, molecular function: protein serine/threonine kinase activity; RNA endonuclease activity; ATP binding. Lineage: Eukaryota; Fungi; Ascomycota; Sordariomycetes; Amphisphaeriales; Sporocadaceae. Gene Ontology annotation, biological process: mRNA processing; IRE1-mediated unfolded protein response; intrinsic apoptotic signaling pathway in response to endoplasmic reticulum stress. The coding region runs from base 1 to 3654 and encodes 1217 amino acids. Gene Ontology annotation, cellular component: IRE1-TRAF2-ASK1 complex.
AUGUUGCGACGGCCUCCUGCCGAAGGACGGCUUGUCGCUGAACCGCGCAAGGCCAAAGUCUUCCUCGUGCUCGCCGUCAUUCUACUCUCGUGGCUCUCGAUCGCCGAAGCUCAGCAGCAGCAGCAAUCCCCGAAACAUGAGCAACUACCAGUAAUCGCCGAUACAUUGCGUGAUGGUGGAAAGUCGACGGAAUAUCACCAACGACAUGACGAGAACGAACGAGAGAAGCAACGGCUUAUGGGUGACCCCGCCAAUGCACACCUAGCGUACGAAAGUCAUGACUCCAGCCGGCUUGCUUCUUCCAACUUCCAAGAGUCGCCUCUCCGAGCAGUCUCUCCUGGCCUGGUUGAUGGGAAGCAUGCUGUCACAACAUCUUAUUCGAGCAAGAAUACCAACAGGCAGGCGAGGUCUUUAGACCGCCAGUUCCCUGAUCCUCACGAUGCGAGCGCCCUCGCGACUGUGGCUCCGGAUUAUCCCGUUCGAGCCGCCAAAUCUCCACGACAACCAUCCAGCAUUCUCACUGGUGCUGGACUGUCCUCGCCGCAGUCUGCGCGGAGUCUGGAGAGAUGGGAAGUGGAAGACUAUGUUCUUCUGGCGACCGUCGAUGGACAUCUCCGUGCCGUCAGCAAAGAGUCUGGCGAAGAACGAUGGCACCUUGUGGCCGAGGAGCCAGCUGUCGAGACUAUCCAUCAUCGGCCAAACGACUCCUUUCCAGGAGAACACGAUCGGCUUCCGCAUGACGACUACGUAUGGGCCAUUGAGCCCUCGCACACCGGCCCGGUGUACGUUUGGAUGUCUUCGGCCCAUGGCUCUGGCUUGAUGAGUGCCGGGUUUUCAAUGAAGCAACUGGUUGAUGAAUUCAGCCCUUACGCAGUUCAGGAUCCACCUGUGGUAUAUACAGGUGACAAAAAGACCACCAUGUAUAUCCUGAACGCGGCCAAGGGCCAAGUGCUCCGAUGGUACGGGCAAGGUGAGGGACAGGUUGCUCCUGUUGCAACGUGUUUCCAACCGACUGGAAUCGUCGACGCGGACAUGGAAGAAUGUGCAGGGACGAUUGCGCUGAGCCGUACCGAGUAUACAGCAAAUAUCCAUCAUCAGGAUGAUGGCAGGCUUAUUGCUACUCUCCGCUAUCGUGAAUGGGGACCAAAUGCUUACGACAACGACCUUCACCGGCAGUAUAGCAGCACACGAGACAAUCGAUAUCUCACAAGUCGGCACGACGGCCGGUUGUAUGCCCUUGACGAUAGUGCCGAUAUGCAGUCUAUCUCAGUCUCAUUCCCUGCGCCGGUCGCACGAGUCUUUGAUGUGGCACGACCACAGGAUGUCCCACGCGGUGGUAACCCAGAACUUGUGCUUCUCCCCCAGCCGCCGCCUCCCAUCUCGGAGGGAGAUUCUGCCAGGGCUCGUGGAUCCAGCAUUUACCUGAAUAAGACAGAGACUGGAAGUUGGUUCGCUUUGUCUGGUACUCUUUAUCCACUAGUAGUGGACGCCCCACGUGCCAAGGCGAGCUCCAAAAAUGGAAUGGAUUUCGACGAUGAAAACAUCAUUCCUGAUGAUGUACUCAUAGGAACUCACUCACUUGGCGGCUUGAGAGGGGCGGAGUGGGCUCAAGGCAAAUCGCAAUGGCCUAGCCUCCCUGCACUGCCCGAAUCGGAAGCAGAACAACCCAUUUUGUUGGACAAUGCGUCAGUUGUACCCAUCCGCAACGAUAAAUCAGACGCAGCUUCCAUGAUCAAAUCUGUACCAAAGUACGUCGCCAAUAGCGUGGUGCAGCUGAUCAAAAACCCCAUCUUGUACCUCAUCGUUGCAUCAGUGGUGGCUACCUGGUACAAGACCCGUUCGACAAUAUCUCUGCGAGAACAUAGUUACGACAAGCCCGAUGUGGCUGAGAUUCAAUCCGUUGAGAAGCUCAGGAUCGAGAGUGACGAGUCACCUGCUGAACCAACUCUACCGCCUCCAGUCCUACCAGCCACGGAAACUUCCACGGAUGAAGUACUCAACACAAAUGUUCUGGAAGUCAUCCCAGAGGCAGACAAGGCCACCUCUACGGAUGUGCAAGAACCAGGGCAAGCUCAAGACUCAACAGCAGCUGAAGCACAAAUCGCGGUACAACGGACGACUGAGUCCCCAGAGAAGAAGAAGGCCCAUCGAGGGAGGAGAGGUGGUGUCAAACACAAGAAAAAAAUCCAUCGGGACGCAUCUGUGAACCAGGACACGAAGCGUGUAACUCUGGACCCUGUCGCGCAGAUUGAUCAAAUGGUUGAAGCACAAGAACCCCAACUGAACCCCAACAUCAAGUCCAUUGGCAAAGCCGAUGAUAUUGGCGUCGGUGGAUUCGAAAUCAAUGGGCUAAAGGUCGACUUGGACGAGCAGCUCGGAAUGGGCAGCAAUGGUACCGUCGUUUUCCCUGGAACCUUCCAUGGACGCGAAAUCGCUGUCAAACGCAUGCUGCACGAAUUCAACGAUCUGGCUACACGAGAGACUAAGCUGCUGCUAGAGAGCGAUAAUCAUCCCAAUGUCAUACAAUACUAUGCUAUUCAUCGCGACAAGACCUUCUUGUACAUUGCCCUGGAACGAUGCCAAGCUUCGCUAGCUGACAUUAUCGACAAACCGCACGUCUUCAAGGAGCUGGCACACGCAGGAGAACGUGACAUUCCCAAUGUGCUCCUACAGAUUGCCAAUGGAGUCAGCCAUCUGCACGGCCUACGGAUUGUGCAUCGUGAUCUCAAGCCGCAGAAUAUACUGGUCACAGUGACUAAAGACGGUAGACCUCGACUUGUAGUAUCUGACUUUGGCUUGUGUAAGAAACUGGACGGUGCACAAUCGUCAUUUGGUCACACUGCAACGCGGCCAGCAGGUACAUCGGGCUGGCGUGCUCCAGAGUUGUUGGCCGAAGAGGAUGCACGUGAAAACCCCAAUUCUAUGGCGAGCAUGCACAGCGACUCGAGCACCCUCGUUGGGGCUGAGAAUGCCCCCAACCGGCGUGCCACACGGGCCAUUGAUAUUUUCAGUCUUGGGCUUGUUUUCUUCUACGUGCUUACCAAGGGAAGUCAUCCCUUCGAUUGUGGGGAUAGGUAUAUGCGUGAAGUCAACAUCCGCAAAGGACACAUCAACUUGCAAGCACUGGAAGUUCUCGGUGAUUUUGCCUUUGAGGCAGAAGACCUGAUACGUGCCAUGCUCAGCACCGAUCCACGCGCGCGACCGAACACUCGUAGUGUCAUGGCGCACCCGUUCUUUUGGGAUUCGAAGAAGCGCCUUGCUUUCCUGUGCGAUGUUUCUGACCAUUUCGAAAAGGAACAGCGCGAUCCUCCAUCAGACGCUCUCAUUAGACUAGAGCAGUUCGCCCCUCGUGUUUGCAGAGGUGACUUCCUCAAAGUACUGCCCAAAGACUUUGUCGAGAGCCUGGGGAAGCAGCGCAAGUAUACAGGUACACGCCUGCUUGACUUACUGCGCGCACUGAGAAACAAGUGGAACCACCGGGAGGAUCUGAGUGAUGCAUUGAAAAAAUCGGUAGGGACUAGCCACGAAGACUACCUUGGCUACUGGACUCGACGAUUUCCAAACUUGCUGGUCAUCUGUUGCGAGGUUAUCUGGAGCUUGGACCUGCGGGACGCUGUACGCUUCAGAGAAUACUUUGAGCCCAUGAAGCCGUAA